Ectocarpus siliculosus is the source of this 1797-nucleotide messenger RNA. The record is from the annotation of a GenBank genome assembly. NCBI's taxonomy places the organism in Eukaryota, Phaeophyceae, Ectocarpales, Ectocarpaceae.
AUGUCGGCACCGCCCCUGCCGGAUUUCUGGAGUGAGGAAAGGGAUGCAAAGGGUCGCACGUAUUUCUCUAACCAUCGGACGCAGGAGACGACGUGGGAGAGGCCGGUGGUAAGCGUCCCUCAGGGAGAGCCAGACCUUCCUCCUCCCUACGGUGGCAACGCAGCCCCUCGCGCGGCGGCCGCACCGCCCCAGGCGGCACGGUCAGGCCCCUGCUGCACGCCAAGGCUGACGUUCUGGAUUUCGUGCGCGUUGGGCUGGGUCGUCUGGGUCUUCGCUGUUGCGGCCUCUGCGGACGAUAAGUGGGCCAAAAUUGACGGCUUUGACAUCGGUGCAGGGGAUGAGGACAUCCUGGACGAUUGCGAUUCAAGCGAUGACGUGUGCUCCCUAUACAAGGCGUUCACGGCAAUGCAGUUCAUCGCCGCCGUGGUGGUGUCGGUGUCGAUGGUUCUCUUCACCCUCGCCCUGUUCCGCCCGGCGGCUGGGCUCAAGUGCUGCAGCGUCAAGUCCCUGGCGAUCGCCGCCGGCAGCCUCAUGAUGGCCUUCGCCUUCUUCGAGAUGCUCGCCUUCGUUCUGAUUAUCGUCAUCGAGAAGGAACUCGACGGCGAUUUCAAUAGCGGCUUCGGCUUCGGCGAGGCCGACCUCGGAGCGACCUUCGGUGUGGCGGUCGUAGCGGUUGUGUUGGGAGUGGUGCAGGCCGUUUCGGUCUUGACGUUCGCCCGCAGCUCUGGAGACGGGCCCUUCUUCAAGUGUUUCAACGAGUGCAUGACCAUGAACAACGCCCCAUACGCCGCCGCCGUGCCGACCCAGCAGCAGCCGCCGCCGCAGCAGCAGCAGCAACAGCAGCCGCCCCUGCGCACGGCAGUCUUCGCAUCGGCCGCAUCUACGCAAGCCCCGGCGCCAGCGCCGACGGGCCCUGCAAUACCCGCCGCGGCGGCGCCGGUACCCGCAGGACCGGUGCCUGCGGAGCCGGCAAGCACACUGGGAAUGACUUUCUUUUUUUCUUCUGGGCAACGCCCCGGGGGGGGGUGACGUUCGUUGUCCGGGGAUCGUGUGGUGUCUGCUCACAUGGACGACGGCAUGGCUGGUGGCGCACUGAAGGGUUUUGCGUUGUGCUUGUGCCCGCGCCCGUUUCCCCCACGCCCUACUGUUCUAUACUCUCCUCGUUUAUUUUGAUGAUGACUGAUUGUGGACAUGGAGUUAGAUUUUGAUAGACCACGACCGAGAGGUGGAUUUAACUUCUCUCACUUGGUGCGUUACCUCUUGCCACAUCGCACGCUAUAUGUGCCCUCAAUGCUUCGAAACGCCCGUUUCACCCGGUAUUUGUUGUACUACGCCAUUAUUUUUCGUCGUCGAUUAUUUUUCCCACGGCGAACGAGUUUUGAAGGGUUUGUGUAUUGUUUGAGGUGUUUGGAACCAUCGAUGUUUGUUGAGCAAUGUGGUAUGCGUACAAUGUAUAGAUUGCAAGGCAAUGGCAUGGUGUAGGGUUUUGUACCGGGUUUGUGCUAUGAGAUGGGGACAGCGGUGUUGUUAGUCAUGCUGACCCCGAGUGGACUGUUCGGGAAUAGGCAGCUUCUUCCCAAGCGCUAUGGCGCUUGUCUGUUUGUGGCUGCUGUUGAUUGGGUGGCCUCUGAGUUUGGGUGUUAGUCUACAUAGAUAGGCAUUGUCGCGCUCUGUAGAAUCUGAUUUCUGUUGUCGGCGCCUCAGCGACAUGAGCGUCUGGGUUGGAUCCGGCCGUCGAGUUCACGUUGUUUUGAGCGUCCUCGCCUGCCGUUGUCUCAAUCAACUAACUGCACUGCU